Molecule: messenger RNA, 678 nt
Organism: Vombatus ursinus (common wombat)
Lineage: Eukaryota; Metazoa; Chordata; Mammalia; Diprotodontia; Vombatidae
Gene: NDUFB8
Product: NADH:ubiquinone oxidoreductase subunit B8
Exons: 5
Coding region: 27-587 (186 amino acids)
Biological process (GO): mitochondrial electron transport, NADH to ubiquinone
Cellular component (GO): mitochondrion
Source: RefSeq, a predicted model, not a curated record
GCGGGCGAAUCUUGAAGAAGGUUAAGAUGGCGGCUUCCAUGGCUGUGUCCCGGGGAAUCCGAUGGCUGGGGACAGCGGCCUGGCGGGUGACCCCUGUGGGGGCCCGCGCAGCCUCGGGCCUCAGCAAGGACAUGCUCCCGGGACCGUACCCCCGCACGCCGGAGGAACGCGCUGCCGCUGCCAAGAAGUACAACAUGCGGGUGGAGGACUACGAGCCCUACCCGGACGACGGCUUCGGAUAUGGUGACUAUCCCAAGCUUCCAGACCACUCUCAGCAUGAACGAGACCCAUGGUAUGAUUGGGACCAUUCAGAACUGAGGCUGAAUUGGGGUGAACCGAUGCACUUUGACUUUGAUAUGUACACUCGGAAUCGUGUGGAUACGUCCCCCACACCUGUCUCCUGGAACACUAUGUGUAAGCAUUUCUUUGGCUUCUUCGGCUUCAUGAUGUUCAUGUUCUGGUUAGGAGAGGUGUUCCCCUCCUAUCGGCCUGUGGCUCCAAAGCAAUAUCCUUAUAACAACCUGUACCUGGAGCGAGGAGGUGAUCCCAACGUAGAGCCAGAGCCUGUGAUACACUAUGAAAUCUGAAGGACCUAGCCUGCAGGGCCACUGACUUUGUCCUGUGCAAGCCUACUCGAUCAGGAAGAUUUAACCUUAAUGAAAUACCUAAUGAAACUCA